Molecule: messenger RNA, 813 nt
Organism: Durio zibethinus
Lineage: Eukaryota; Viridiplantae; Streptophyta; Magnoliopsida; Malvales; Malvaceae
Source: RefSeq, a predicted model, not a curated record
AUGUCAGCUGGAAACGCCGAAGAACCCCUAAAUUCUCGCCAUGCAUGCGCAGCUUGCAAGCAUCAAAGGAAAAAGUGCGAAAAGGAUUGUGUUUUUGCUUCCCACUUCCCGGCAACUAGGGCAAAUUAUUUCCGAGAAGUUCACAAGAUUUUUGGAGUAAAAAACGCGACAAGUAUCUUGGAAAAUCUUAGUCCCCAUGACAGGAAAAGGGCUGUCGAAUCCCUUGAAUGGGAAGCGUUUGCUUGGAAGGAAGAUCCAAUUCAAGGGCCUUUAGGGCUUUUCAGGAAGCUGGAGAGAGAGCUUGAGUUGUUGAAAAAUCAGCAGAAUCCACAGCAGAAUAUUGUUGUGCCUUACCAGAGGUCUGGUUUGAUUGGAUUCAACAACAAUUCUGCUGGAAUUGUAGCUGAUACCAACAUCAAUGCUACAAAUUUUGGUUAUGCUAAUAACCCAAAUUUAGGAUUAGAUGUAAUCAUGAAUAAUUACGCUGGAUUAUUGCAAAGAGCUGACAAUAUCGAAAACCCAGGACUAGAUAAUUAUUUUCCAGGUAUUCCUAAUUACCACGCAAUUCCGCAAGGGCAAGGGAGAUCAGUAAUACUGCAAGAAGAAGGUCUUGAUGCUGUUGCUCAUGAAACAACUGCUCUUUUACCAAAGCAAGACCUGCAGAGAAAUCAAAUCCUGGGUAAUUCUGCCAUGAGGCCGCCAGCUUCUUUUAAUCAAGGACAUCAUCAGAGAGGAAGCAAAUUAGGAAGACUCCAUGCAUAUAUUGAUGGCUCUGUUAGUGGUUCUCAAGGGAGAGUUGAAGAGCUGCGGUGA